UCGAGCGAAACCGAAUACUUUGACAACAUGGACAGUGGGAAACAAAUUUGUGAAGAUGAAAACAAGGUGGGUCGCAGCAAGAGCAUGAGGGCAGCCAUUCAGACGGAGAAAUGUGGGGCCUGUGACAAAACUGUAUAUGCAAUGGAGCGGCUAGAGCUGAACAAACGAGUGUACCACAAGGCCUGUUUUAGGUGUACUCAAUGCAAGGCUGUUUUAACGCCAAAAACAUUCGCUAUUAACAACGAGGUUAUCUUCUGCACCACUCACUACAAGCAACUGUUUGCCACCAAGGGGAACUACGAUGAGGGAUUUGGGCGCACACAGCACAAGAAGAGAUGGAGCAGCAACCCCAACCUGACCAAGGAUGGAGACGACGACAGCACAUCCUAG
This is a messenger RNA of Candidula unifasciata, 390 nucleotides long. The record is from the annotation of a GenBank genome assembly. NCBI's taxonomy places the organism in Eukaryota, Metazoa, Mollusca, Gastropoda, Stylommatophora, Geomitridae.